UAGCGUUCCUUGUAGACAGUGCUGGUGUUCGCAGCCCUCGGUUCUUGCCGGUGGCUGUCCCCGCCGCACUUUGUGGGGAGCCAUCCUCCCAGCCCUCCGCGCGUUAUUAGCGAGGUCCGCCGGCCCCAAGGAGGCUUCUGUUGAGGUAGCCGAGGGGCUCUAGGCCCCGCGUAACCCCCGCGGGCACGCUUUGCCCACGUGCUCCACGAAACGCCCACCCCGCAGGCCCGGGCUGUGGCUCCUUCCUGGUAACUCGGAGAGAACCCUGCUCGCUUUUCUAGCAUUACCCAGACUCGGAAGGCAAGCUUUGCCCUCUGUUUGACUUGGAGGUGGUAUAUUUGCUGUAAUUCCCUCUCUCUCAAGGAGGAGGAUACCUGUCCGGAUAGGGAGAAUUAAAACUCUUGUCCCUAGCAUGUCCAGCAUGCUUGCAGAUCUGAAUUAGUAGCUACUAAAAAAAAGAAGAAAAACUAGAUUUUACAUUUUUAAAAUGCAGGUUUCCAACUUUUUUAGAAAAUUUGCUUAUUAGUUCAGAGUCCCACAAAAAGCUAGAUACUGAGGCCUGGUCAGUGUUAAAGGAACUGAAAAGAAGUAGUUAAACACGAGAGCUGCCCACAUUACUGAGUGGGUAGUAGCACUCCUCCACCUGAAGGGAGGGCUGCUGUUAGCAAAGCCCAGCUCCAACUCUGGAAGAGACGCCCCUGGAGGAAUGGCCAUAAAGUGCUAGGCAGCCACGUGAGGAACUUGAGCAAGGCAGAGGGACAGGGCCCUAACCCUUCCCCGGCUGCGCCCCGGGUUCCAGCUGGCACCUUCCUCGGACAAAGCCCAAACGGCAGCCAGAGGGUAAAGGAGUCCGGAAAUUCUAUGGAACUGUAGUUGGUUCUACUUUGUAAUGUCUCUAUCUGAAAAGCAAAGUAAGGACAGAAAAAAUGGAGGAGAAAAUGAGAGACUUCUGCAAGCCAACAAUAGAAAUCUCACCACUUCUUUUGGAUACCCAGACAAUACCAUCAAGACCUCAAAAUAUAAUGCCUUAAACUUCCUGCCCAUGAACCUGUUUGAACAGUUCCAGAGACUUGCAAAUGCCUAUUUCCUGAUUUUGGUAUUCCUGCAGACAAUUCCCCAGAUUUCCCCCUUGGCAAGUUACACAACUGUGAUACCCCUGACGGUGGUGCUGUCCAUAACAGCUGUGAAAGAUGCCAUCGAUGACAUGAAAAGGCACCAAAAUGACAAUCAAGUUAACAACCGUCCUGUUCUGCUGCUGGCAAAUGGCAGGAUGGAGGAGGACAAAUGGAUGAAUGUCCAAGUGGGAGAUAUAAUCAAACUUAAAAAUAAUCAGCCUGUUACAGCAGAUAUAUUAUUGCUCUCAAGCAGUGAGCCGUACGGUCUGGCAUACAUAGAAACAGCAGAACUGGACGGUGAAACCAACCUGAAAGUGAAGCAGGCCAUCUCAGUUACCAGUGACUUGGAAGAUAACCUGGAGCUGCUGUCUGCUUUUGAUGGAGAAGUAAAGUGUGAUCCUCCCAAUAACAAGCUGGACAAAUUCACAGGCAUCCUGACCUACAAAGGGCAGCAGUACUUGCUCGGCCAUGACAAGCUGCUGCUCCGAGGCUGCGUCAUCAGGCACACGGAGUGGUGCUACGGCCUGGUGGUUUAUACGGGGCCAGACACCAAAUUAAUGCAGAACAGUGGAAAGUCCACCUUUAAACGGACGCAUAUAGACCGUCUUGUCAAUGUCCUUGUGCUCUGGAUUUUCCUGCUUUUAGUCAUCAUAUGUUUUAUCAUAGCAGUUGGUCAUAGCAUUUGGCAGAGCAAGAUAGGCUACUACUUCCAGAGUUUUCUGCCAUGGGAAGAUUACAUCUCUUCAUCAGUUGUAUCUGCCGCACUCAUUUACUGGUCCUACUUCAUUAUUCUCAACACCAUGGUGCCCAUUUCCCUCUACAUCAGUGUUGAAAUAAUAAGACUGGGCAAUAGUUUCUACAUCAACUGGGAUCGGAAGAUGUUUUAUGCGCCGAUGAACACCCCAGCACAGGCUCGCACUACCACCCUUAACGAGGAGCUUGGCCAGGUCAAAUAUGUGUUCUCUGACAAAACAGGGACCCUGACUCAGAACAUCAUGAUGUUCCACAAGUGCUCUAUCCACGGAGAAGUCUAUGGCAAUUCCCAUGGCAAGGUUGGAGCUAAGGUGCCCGACUCUGAGAAAGAAAAAGUUGACUUCUCCUACAACAAGCUGGCCAGCCCCAACUUUGCAUUUUAUGACAGCACUUUGGUGGAAGCAGUGAGACGUGGAGAUAAGUGGGUGCGCUUGUUUUUCCUGUCCCUGUCGCUAUGUCACACUGUGAUCCCGGAGGAGAAGGUAGAAGGUGAGCUGGUGUACCAGGCGCAGUCCCCAGACGAAGGUGCCCUUGUCACUGCUGCCAGAAACUUCGGAUUUGUGUUCCGCUCCCGCACGUCUGAGACAAUCACAGUGGUUGAAAUGGGGGUAACCAGAGUCUACCAGGUGCUGGCUAUUUUAGACUUCAGCAAUGUACGCAAGAGGAUGUCUGUCAUUGUGCGGACACCUGAAGACCAGUUAAUGCUCUUCUGCAAGGGCGCAGACACAAUCAUCUGUGAGCUGCUUCACUCGUCCUGCACAGACCUUAACAACAUGACCAUGGAACAUUUAGAUGACUUUGCCACUGAAGGCCUUCGCACCCUCAUGGUGGCUUACCGCGAGCUGGAUGCUGCGUUUUUCCAGAGCUGGAGCCACAAGCACAGCGCAGCCUACUGGUCUUUGGAGGAUCGGGAAAAUAAGCUGUCCGUUGUCUAUGAAGAGAUAGAGAAAGACUUGAUGCUGUUAGGGGCCACAGCCAUAGAAGACAAGCUGCAAGAUGCAGUGCUUGAGACCAUCGUCACCCUGAACAAAGCCAAAAUCAAAAUCUGGGUUUUAACUGGAGAUAAGCAAGAGACUGCUGUGAACAUUGCCUACUCCUGUAAUAUAUUUGAGGAUGAAAUGGAUGAGGUGUUCAUGGUGCAAGGCAAGAAUUAUGAGACAAUUUGUCAAGAACUCAGGUACAGGACAGCAAGGGCCAAGAUGAAGCCUGAGUCUCUGCUGGAAUCAGACCCAACAAGCGUUCCUCUUUUGGCGAAGCCCAAAACGCCGUCCGUAGUACCUGAUGAGGUGCCCAGCGGCACCUACGGCUUGGUCAUCAAUGGCGACAGUCUGGCCUGUGCUCUAGAAGAGGACCUGGAGUUGGAACUGCUGCAAGCAGCGUGCAUGUGCAAGGGGGUGAUCUGCUGCCGGAUGACACCCCUUCAGAAGGCCCAGGUGGUCGAGCUGGUGAAGAGGUACAAGAAGGGGGUGACACUGGCCAUCGGGGACGGAGCCAAUGAUGUCAGCAUGAUCAAAGCCGCCCACAUUGGAGUCGGCAUCAGCGGCCGUGAGGGGAUGCAGGCCAUGCUCAACAGCGACUUUUCCUUCUCCCAGUUCCACUACCUGCAGCGUCUUCUCUUGGUCCAUGGCCGCUGGUCUUACAAUCGCAUAUGCAAGUUUCUCAGCUACUUCUUUUAUAAGAACUUUACCUUCACCCUGGUGCACGUCUGGUAUGCCUUCUUCAACGGGUUCUCUGCUCAGACAGUUUAUGAUAGCUGGUUUAUCACCUGCUUCAAUCUGAUCUACACCUCCCUUCCUGUCCUGGGCUUGAGUCUGUUUGAUCAGGAUGUGAAUGACACAUGGAGCCUCUGUUUCCCAGAGCUGUAUGAAGCAGGCCAGCACAACCUUUUUUUCAAUAAGAAGAAAUUCAUGAAUUGUUUAAUACAUGGGAUCUACAGUUCCUUCGUGCUGUUCUUUGUCUCCGUGGGGACCAUCCACAACUCCGAGCGCAGUGAUGGGAAGGACAUCUCCGACUUCCAGACCUUUUCCCUGAUAGUGCAGACCUCCUUGAUGUGUGUGGUCACGAUGCAGAUUGCCAUGAAGACGGCCUACUGGACACUGAUGAGCCACCUCUUCAUCUGGGGCAGCCUGGGGUUCUACUUCUGCAUGUUAUUCUUCUUGUACAGUGACGGCUUGUGUCUAAUGUUCCCCAGAAUCUUCCACUUCCUGGGCGUGGCCAGGACCUCCCUGAACCAGACUCAGCUGUGGCUCAGCAUCUUCCUCAGCACGAUCCUCUGCAUAAUCCCUGCCGUCGGAUAUAUGUUUCUCAAACCCCUGUUCUACCCUGUCAGCGUGGACAAGGUUUUUGACAUAAUUCGUCAUUGCAUGAAAUUUCCGCUGCCGCCUCCAGUUCCGGUCAGAUUGAAACACUCAAACUUUCGACGUUCUGCGUAUGCUUUCUCCCACCAACACGGCUUUGGGGCGCUCAUCACUUCCGGCAAGACAACGAAGAGCAAGCAAAAGAAGAAAAACAGCUGUUCCUUAAAAAUAUAGAGGCCCUUUGGGAAACCCCAGAAGAGUCGGUCAUUGCUCUUCCUCCUUUGUAGUCAUGCAGUUUAGUAAGAAGGAACCAGAAAUCAGCAUAUACCUGCUCCAUAGGGCUUCAGCCUGGUCAUUCUCCGGAAGGCUGUGCCCUCAAAGCAAGAAAUGAGUUUGGGGGAAAGCCCCCACGUAUCUGCCAGAGUUGCAGAACUUCAAGAAAAAGCAACUUCAUGCUUCUCUCUUCCCAUCUCUUUCAAGUUUGAAUGCAGACAAGCAAAUGUGGAAGUAUGGGGUGGAGAGGGACAAAGUCGGAGAGGAAAAAGAAGAUAUGGUGCAAGAAUCUUACUUUGGGCCCUGCGUCCUAUACCCGUAGCAACCACAAACCUGCCCAGGGCCCCCAUGAACGUCCCCCCCGCACCAGCCACCCUGCCCAGUUUGUCUGGGAAUCAGGUGAGUCAGUUGUGAGUCCUUGGAAGGAAAAGAAGGAAGCAGCUGUGAAGAGUUGGCUUAAGAAGGUGAAGGAGUUUCUGGACAAAAAAAAGAAAAGAAAAUGCAGGCCGGUCCUGCCUGGACAACUCAGAAUAUUGCCUUCUUCCCUUCUCAUUGACCCAAAAACUGGUUCUUGUUCAGGCUUCAGAACUUGGAGGGAGAUAAUGCAGGAGAUUUUUUUUUUAAUCUUUUCUUGGAAGGAUGAAAGGAUGUAAGGUGAGCAUUUGUCUUCAUGCCAUAAAAUUAUUUUGAUAAAUUGUACAUAUGAAAUUGUUUCUAGGAAGUUUAUGGAGAAAUAAAUUACAGUUUUGGAGUGGA
This is a messenger RNA of Chinchilla lanigera (long-tailed chinchilla), 5194 nucleotides long. RefSeq names its product phospholipid-transporting ATPase FetA-like. Gene Ontology annotation, molecular function: ATP hydrolysis activity; ATPase-coupled intramembrane lipid carrier activity; ATP binding. Gene Ontology annotation, biological process: Golgi organization; phospholipid translocation. Bases 890 to 4399 code for a protein of 1169 amino acids. Lineage: Eukaryota; Metazoa; Chordata; Mammalia; Rodentia; Chinchillidae. The transcript has 28 exons. Gene Ontology annotation, cellular component: plasma membrane. The record is from RefSeq and is a predicted model, not a curated record.